Molecule: messenger RNA, 1068 nt
Organism: Penicillium malachiteum
Lineage: Eukaryota; Fungi; Ascomycota; Eurotiomycetes; Eurotiales; Aspergillaceae
Product: putative sexual development protein (LsdA)
Exons: 2
Coding region: 1-1068 (355 amino acids)
Source: RefSeq, a predicted model, not a curated record
AUGCGUCUAUACGCCUCCAUUAUAUCGCUCCUGUUAGCAGUCUCAUCCGUCACCGCAGCACCAGCGAAGGUUGCACGUGAAAUUGAGAAAGAACUUCCAGAUGGGCUGCCAUAUCCAAGCCCCAGCGAGCUUUCGUUGAUCGAACAAGCCGCACACGGAACUCUUCCGAAUGGACCACCUCCACCUGUGGUCAGCAACAAGGGAAUCACCAAUUUGAAACUGAUAGCAUUCAAUGAACUGUUUGAAGUAGCUUUCUUCCACGAACUUCUCACGAACAUCACCGAGAAUGUGGAGGGCUACCGCUUUACUGAUUCAGGAGAUCGUGACUUCGUCGCCAGAGCACUUACGGCUAUUGUUGCACAAGAGGAACUUCACGCGAUUAGAGCCAAUAAUGCCCUCGUUCACUUUGGUCAAAAGCCCGUCGAGCCUUGCGAGUAUACCUUCCCGGUUCAAGAUUUUGACACUGCCAUCAAACUCGCCUCCACCUUCACGGAUGUAGUCCUCGGAACACUGCAAGAUGCAGUCGAGCGCUUUGCCAUCGGUGGUGACUUUGACCUUUCUCGUGAAAUUGCUUCCGUGAUCGGAAAUGAAGGCGAGCAACAGGGUUGGUUCCGAAUUAUGCAAGCUCACGUUCCGAGUGAGCUUCCUUUCCUUACAACAUCGGAUCUCAAUUUCGCUUUUACUGCUGUCCAAGGCUUCACUAUUCCUGGAAGUUGUCCCAACAUCGACGAGAUUCCACUGCGCACUUUUGAGUCGUUGGAGAUCCUCACGACACCCAGGGCUGAGUCGGAGAAUCUCACUUUCGUGUUCGAGGAUAAGUCGAAUGAAAGCGAGCAUCUGUUGUGGGUAACAUACGUCAACCAGUUGAAUGUGCCAAUUGUACAACCUCUCCAUAUCACCUCUCGAGAGGGUACUCGAGUUGAAGCCACUGCACUGUUCCCGUAUAACGAUUAUGAGCUGAAUGGGUUGACGAUUGCGGCUGUGACGAAGAGUGAUGGACCGUUCACGGAUGUCAACACCGUGGCAAAGUGGACGCUUGCUGGACCGGGUCUUAUUAUCAUUGAUUGA